This is a messenger RNA of Hypoxylon fragiforme, 1549 nucleotides long. Its product is annotated as histidinol-phosphate aminotransferase. NCBI's taxonomy places the organism in Eukaryota, Fungi, Ascomycota, Sordariomycetes, Xylariales, Hypoxylaceae. The record is from RefSeq and is a predicted model, not a curated record. The transcript has 2 exons. The coding region runs from base 166 to 1434 and encodes 422 amino acids. Gene Ontology annotation, molecular function: pyridoxal phosphate binding; L-histidinol-phosphate:2-oxoglutarate transaminase activity. Gene Ontology annotation, biological process: L-histidine biosynthetic process.
AUUCACUAUCCAUUACUUUGGUGGGCAAUAUUUAAUCUCCAAUUCAUUAAAUUCAAAAUUUAAACCAAGCUUCAGUUAUAAGUUAUAUUCGUGAAAAUUUAUAAGGAACCCAAAUUUAGGAGGAUAAUCAGGCACCUAGGAAUCUAGGUAGACUUGGAAAAAAUCAUGUCGCCCUUCAAUCUUGAGACAUGUGCAAGAGCCAACAUCUUGGCUCUAGAACCGUAUCGCUGUGCGCGGGACGAUUAUAAGGAUGAUGGAACAAACAUUCUUCUUGACGCCAACGAGAAUGCCUAUGGCCCACCCUUAACACCGGGUACCGUGUCGGCUGCUUCCAAUGGCGUCGGGGCCGAGAUAGAUUUCCUAGGCUUGCACAGAUACCCAGACCCCCACCAACGGGAUCUAAAGCAGCUGCUUUGCAACUUGCGCAACAAGCACAGCCACACGAGCAAGUCCAUCACGCCGGAUAACCUAUUCGUCGGUGUUGGCAGUGACGAGGCCAUCGAUGCGCUGCUACGAUGCUUCUGUGUGCCCGGGAAGGACCGUAUCUUAGUUUGCCCUCCGACGUACGGCAUGUAUUCCGUUUCGGCGCAGGUGAACGACGUGGGGUUAGUUAAGGUGCCCCUAUUACCAGCCCCAACGUUCGCACUAGACGUAGCCAAUGUUUUGGAGGCACUGUCAACCGAGAACAAUAUCAAGAUGGUAUACCUAUGCACCCCGGGAAACCCCACAGGCACGGUACUGGCCAAGGAAGAUGUCAAGCCGAUCUUAGAGCACCCAACCUGGAACGGUAUUUUGGUUCUCGACGAGGCCUACGUCGACUUUGCGCCAGACGGAACAUCGUUGGCGGAAUGGGUGGCCGAGUGGCCUAACUUGGUCGUCAUGCAGACGCUAUCCAAGGGGUUCGGCAUGGCGGGCAUCCGACUCGGCGCAGCCUUCGCGGCACCGCCCGUCGCGCGCCUGCUCAACAGCCUCAAGGCGCCGUACAACAUCUCCAGCCCGACCAGCGCGCUCGCAUCCUACGUCGUCUCCGAGCAAGGCCUCGCGACGGUGGAAGCCAACAAGGCCAAGCUCGUGGCGCAGCGCGCCAGACUGCUCGCGGAGCUGCCCAAGAUCCAGGGCGUGGGCCGGCUCCGCGGCGGCACGGACAGCAACUUCUUGCUGUACGAGAUGCUGAACGCAGAGGGCAAGCCGGACAACGUGACGGCGCUGGCGGUCUACGAGACGCUGGCGGAGGACAAGAGCGUGGUGGUGAGGUUCAGGGGCAAGGAGCACGGGUGCUUUGGAUGUCUGCGGAUCACGGUGGGCACGGAAGAGGAGGUUACAAGGUUUUUGGCAGCGAUAGAGCAGGCGCUACGGGAGGUCAACGGGUCCAAGACGGAGGCGGCGGGUGAUGAGGCGAAGAGGGAGACUGCAGCGAAUGAUGUUGUCGCAUAGGUACCUUAGGGUAGUUAAAAGGUGGAGUGGUUGAUAGAAAAAAUAGAAUUCUAAAUAGACCAUAGUUAAAAGAGGUGUAAUUUUGUAAAGGACCGGCAUAUAGGUAUAUUACUUA